CAGUUAUCGGGGGCUAUAUAAAUCGGCAUCUGGCAGCAUUUCAGUUUCAGUUUCGCGACGACUCUCAGACACCCGGUCUCUAUUCCAGUUCUCAAAAGUAUAUAUAUCGCUAAAUAUGGCCGAUCCCAACGCCAAGCCCAAGUACACAAAACUCUUCAUCAACAAUGAGUUCGUUGAUUCGGUGUCUGGCAAGACCUUUGCCACUUUUAAUCCGGCUACGUCCAAGGAGAUUAUUAAGGUCUCCGAGGGAGAUAAGGCUGACAUUGAUCUGGCUGUGAUUGCGGCCAAGAAGGCCUUCCAUCGCGACUCGGAAUGGCGCAAGUUGAGUCCUCUGCAGCGCACCAAUCUCAUGAACAAACUCUGUGCUCUCAUGGAUCGGGACAAGGCCUUCCUUGCUAGCCUGGAGACCCAGGACAAUGGCAAGCCCUACGCAGAGGCCCUUUUCGAUGUGACUUACUCCAUGCUAACGCUGCAAUACUAUGCCGGCUGGACCGACAAGUUCUUCGGAGAUACCAUUCCCGCUGGAGGCUUCACCUCGAUGACGCGCAAAGAACCAGUGGGCGUAGUUGGUCAGAUCAUCCCCUGGAACUAUCCCCUUCUCAUGCUGGCCUGGAAGUGGGGCCCAGCUCUGGCAGUCGGCUGCACCAUCAUCAUGAAGCCCGCUGAACAGACUCCUCUGACUGCCCUCCAUAUGGCUGCCUUGGCCAAGGAGGCGGGCUUCCCAGCAGGAGUGAUCAAUGUGGUCAAUGGUUUUGGGCCCACUGCCGGUGCUGCCAUCAGUGAACAUCCUGAUAUUGCCAAGGUCGCUUUUACUGGCUCUGUGGAUAUUGGAAGAAUCGUUAUGCAGGCUGCUGCCAAAUCAAACUUGAAGAGGGUCUCCCUUGAGUUGGGCGGCAAGAGUCCCGUUGUGGUCUUCGACGAUGCUGAUAUUGACUUCGCGGUGGAAACCACCCACGAGGCUCUGUUCUCAAAUCACGGCCAGAGCUGCUGUGCCGGCAGCCGCACCUAUGUCCACGAGAAGAUCUACGAUGAGUUCGUGGCCAAAGCAGCUGCCAAGGCCAAGGCUCGUAAGGUGGGCAAUCCCUUUGAGGAGAAUGUGCAGCAGGGUCCUCAGAUCGACGAUGAUAUGCUGACCAAGGUUUUGGGAUACAUUGCCAGUGGCCAGAAGGAAGGUGCCAAGCUACAGGCUGGUGGCAAAAGGAUCGGCAAUGUGGGUUUCUUUGUGGAGCCCACUGUCUUCUCAGAUGUAAAGGACGACAUGCGUAUUGCCCAGGAGGAGAUUUUUGGCCCCGUUCAGUCGAUUUUCAAGUUCAGCACUCUGGAAGAGAUGAUCGAUCGGGCUAACAAUGUACAAUACGGACUGGCGGCCGGUGUCAUUACUAAUGACAUCAACAAGGCCCUGAAAUUCGCCAAUAAUGUGGAUGCCGGCUCCGUGUGGAUCAACUGCUAUGAUGCCGUGCUGCCCUCCACUCCCUUCGGUGGAUAUAAACACUCUGGAAUUGGCAGGGAACUGGGAAAAGAUGGACUUGAUAACUACCUAGAAACCAAGACCAUCACCAUGAAACUUCUUUAAGCUGGAACUUAAGGAGUUUUUUGAUCGUAUACACAUUAUUUGUAUUUUAUUCGCACUUGUUUUCGGUUUUGUCAACGGUUACAUUAUUGCAUUUUAAAUAAAACUCAUGGAUUAAAGUUA
Molecule: messenger RNA, 1693 nt
Organism: Drosophila eugracilis
Lineage: Eukaryota; Metazoa; Arthropoda; Insecta; Diptera; Drosophilidae
Product: aldehyde dehydrogenase X, mitochondrial
Exons: 5
Coding region: 116-1573 (485 amino acids)
Molecular function (GO): aldehyde dehydrogenase (NAD+) activity
Source: RefSeq, a predicted model, not a curated record